AUGGCCGCCGGUCCAAGGCCCGCCCCGCCCAUCGAUGCUUCGACGUCCUGGUUGUUGUUGGAAGAAGAAACCACCGAGGCGCGCCUGUUGGUCCUGGUUUCCAAAGUACUUGGCAUUAGCACGGACAAGGUUCUUCCACAUGAGUCGUUUCGGGACCUGGGAGGAAACGAGCAGCUUGCGGUUGCGCUGAGGAAGGCUUGCAUGGCUGCCGGGAUGGACGUAAAGGUCAAGGAUAUCCUACGGUGCUCGACGCUCGCCGAACUGCAGACAUGCAUCACGCCCUGCGCCCCGCAGAACCGACCCUCCGCGACCGACGCCGUCGAGCCCGUCAUGAUCGCACCACUCGAGAUCCACCGAGCGAGUCGCAUGUCCAUCAUGCCCGAACCGAAAGACGGGCAGCUGCCGAAACCGGGCCGGGCGAACAGAACAGACAUUGAACGGGCGCUGGGGACAGAGGCCGAGGUUGGGAGGAUAGUCACGAUACGGCCAAAGGCAGGCCCCCUCGAUGGGAAACUGGUCGCCCUCCUGACGCUUUCGAGCGCCCAGACGACUCCGCGAAACCCGGCAGCGAUCAAUCUCAUACCGCAGUCGCACGCCCUCUUUGCGGGAACCCAGGUGGCCCACCUCAAACGCGCUGCUGAGACCCUUCUUGCCCCCGAAGCCAUACCGGAUGUCUGGAUCGUUUUGGACGGAAUGCCCCUCACCGAGGCUGGUGAUAUCGACCUGCGGCGAUUGCGGACCUGGGCCCAAAACAUGAACGAGAACGUCUACCACCAAGCACUGAGCUUGGAGCACCAGGAGUGUCUGCAAAGCCCGGAGACAGAAAUGGAGAAAUCAAUACAGAGGCUGGUCAGUAAGGUGUUGGAUAUCCCGCAAGGGCAGAUUGGCGUCAACUUCUCCUUCACUCAGCUUGGCGGCGACGAGAUGACGGCUAUGGAAUUGGCUGCUCGGUGCAAGCACGAAUCCAUCUACAUCAACACCUCCGAGGCCCUGGGAUCCAUGACAUUGGCCGAACUCGCCGCUAUUGCGGCAUCUCGGGGCGGCCUGGCACAUAAGUGGGACGAGGAGACAACAGGCUGUUUCGAUCUCUCGCCGAUGCAACAUCUCUAUUUCGACACGGCCAUGGGCGGCGACCUGAAGCGGCGGCCUGUCCUGGACGGUAGCUAUCGCUUUAAUCAGAGUCUGCUGCUGCGGUUGAAGAAGCUCUUCUCCUUUAGUGACAUAUCGGCUGCCGUUGAGGCUGUUGUCGCUCACCACCCCAUGCUCAGAUCCCGCUUUGGCCGGGGUCUAAACGGGUGGGUGCAGAGAAUCCUUCCCGAGGUCGCCGGCUCCUACACCUUGAGCCACAGUGCAGUUCAAUCCGAGCGCGAGCUGGAGAACAUCAUUGAGCGCACACAAAUGUCGAUCAACGUUGAGACCGGGCCCGUAUUUGCGGUGGACUACCUCACCACUAAUGAUGGGCAACAGUUAGUGUACCUCGUUGCCCACCACCUCGCCGUGGACCUCCCUUCAUGGCGGACCAUCAUCCACGACCUCGACGAGCUGCUGGAGCACGGAAGUCUUCUUUCCCAAAGGUCAAUGCCCUUCAACAAGUGGGUAGACCUCCAGAAGGCCGAGGCUCUGGGCCCGGAUCCCGGGUCCCUGCUUCCUUUCGCCCUCCAGCCGGGUGACUACGCAUACUGGGGCCUUCAAGACACUCCGAAUACGUACGGAGACGCAGCCGAGAUCGGUUUCUCGCUGAGCAAUGAGCUCACGACGAUCCUUCAGAGCUCUUGCAAUCAGGUUUUCAAGACCGACUCGGUCGACAUUUACCUGGCUGCGCUCGUACUCUCAUUUGCCCAGACUUUCCAUGAUAGACCCGUGCCCGUUGUCUGGAACCAGGAGCACGGGAGAGACCCGAUGAACCCGGACAUGGACAUUUCAGAAACGGUGGGCUGGUUCACAUCGCUCUGUCCCGUCAGCAUCAAGGCCGAGCCAGCGGACGACUUCAUCAACGUCCUUCGCCAUCUGAAGGAUACGCGGCGGUCUAUUCCCGCACGCGGUGCCCAGUACUUUGCCUCGAGGUUUUACCACUACGACAGGGAGGACUUGGUCGCAAAAGACUGGCCUUUCGAGAUCAUUUUCAGCUAUGCCGGCACCUUGCAGCAUCUCGAGCGGGACAACGGGGUAUUGGAGCAGCUUACUAUUCCCGGCAGCACGUUAGCAUCACCCACCUCAGAUAUCGGACCCAAUGUUGGCCGCAUCGCGCUGUUUGAGAUCAGCGCCAUGGUUGACCAAGGAAGCGCCAAGGUCAAGUUCUUGUACAACCGCUUCUCCAAGGACCAAGCGCGGAUCAAGCAAUGGGUGCAGAACUACGAACACGUCUUGCUCGAGGCCAUCGGCCGGCUGCGAUAUCACCCCCAGGAACUGACCCAGGCAGACGUUCCGCACCUCGACGUGACCUACGAAGGCCUCGACAAGUUCAAUAAAGACCGUGUCGCCACCCUUCAGCUCGCCAGCGUUCGAGACGUCGAGACGAUCUAUCCGGUCACUGCUGUUCAGCAGAGCAUCCUGAUUAGCCAAGCGCAGCGGCCGGAUACGUGUUACUUGCACGCCGUCUACGAGUUUGCGUCCCCCAAUGGCGAUCCCAUUGACAUUUCCAGGAUAUGCACCGCGUGGACACAGGUCACCAUGAGACAUGCGGCAUUGAGAACCGUCUUUACCGAGAGCGUCACCGAAACCGGUCUUUGGGAUAUGGUCAUCCUCCGCAGAACCUCGCCCGAGAUGCUAUUUAUCGACACCGCGCCCGCCGAAGACCCCGUGUACGAGCUGAGCAACCUGCCGAAUCUCCGGCCGACCCCGAGCAAACCACUACACAGACUCACUGUCUGCAAGGCGCCCACGAGGACAUUGGUAAAACUCGAUAUCAGCACGGCGCUUUGUGAUUCUUUGAGCAUCCACCUGCUCCUCCAUGAUUUGCGGCGAGCGUACGCGACAGAACGGGCCAUCAUCGAGCCCGACCAGUUCUCUUACCCACAUUAUCUCUACUUUCUCAAGAUGGUCCGGCAAGAAAGCAGCCUGGCUUUCUGGAGGGAGAAGUUGAAGGGCGUCCCUCCUUGCCUAUUUCCACGGCUUACCGUUCUGCCCGGCGAACUGGGGUUCGUCAACACCGGCGUCGAACUUGACAUCACAUCGUACCAAUUAUCCGGGUUUGCCCGGACUCAUAAAUCCACCGUCGACGCCAUUCUACGGCUCGCAUGGGCCCUCGUUUUGCGAUGCUUCACCGGUUCGAAUCUCGUCUGCUUCGGGUUUCAAACCCUCGGCCGCGACGAUUCGAUACUCGGAAUGCGGCAUGCCGUGGGGUCCUUCUCAAACACGGUGGCUUGCAACUACGAACUAGCGACGUACAGCACGAUCGCCGCGGCAUUGCACAUGGUUGAGGAGCAUCUCGUUACCUGUCUCCCUCACCAGCACUUCACCCUGGCCGAACUCCAACAUGCCAUGGGCAUGAAAGGCGGGGAGCGCCUGUUCAACUCGUGCUUAACCUUCACGGAAGAGCCAGCCGGUCUGAACAGCAAAUUCACCACACGAACCAGCUUCGAGCUGAAGCCCAUCUCGCUGCAGCAGACCUUUGAUGUGGACGUUGUUGUCAACACGCGCUUCACCGCCGGCAAACUAAUUGUCGAUAUUGGACAGCGGGUCAUGUCCCCGGAGCAGUCCGUCAACGUGGCAAACACCUUUGGAAAAGCUAUCCGCGCGAUUCUCUCCUCCCCUAAUACUGCCAUCGGCUUGGUCGACCUCUUCAGCGACAGGGACUAUGCCCAAAUUCUUGCUUGGGAGGCCGAGUCACCUCCCCAAUUUAAGGAGCCGGUACAAUCUGUGGUCCAUGACCUCAUCUCCCGACAGGCCAAAAUGCAACCAUCGUCGCAGGCCAUCUGUUCUUGGGACGGAUCGUUUACGUAUCUCGAGCUCGAAGAGGAGGCAACCAGGCUGGCUCAUCACCUCGUCGAUGUCGGGGUUGGCCCACAUUCUGUCGUUCCCGUCGUGAUGGACAAGUGCAAGCUCGCCCCUGUUGCCAUGAUCGCCGUGCUGAAGUCCGGCGCGGCAUUUGUUCCCGUCGACUCACUGGAACUCGGCAUGAUCCAACCCAUCUUUGAGCGCCUCAACUCUCGAGUGGCCAUUUCCUCAGAGCGUGCCGCCCCUGUCCUUGGAAACCUCUUCGACCGUGUCGUUAUUCUCAUAGACGAACUAAUGAACGUUCUGCCGCGAGGUCAAGGGCCGCUGACCUCCAUGGCCACGCCAGGUGACCCGGCCUGCAUCUUCUUCGUGCCGGCAUCGUCAACCGAGGCCAAGGGAAUCACCUUCAGCCACGCAGCCUUGUCAACUGCCCUAGAAGGGCAGGGCCACGCCGCGAGGAUCUCGCCUCUCAGCCGGGUGAUGCAGCUUUCAUCGUUCAAUGUGGACAUCUGCAUUACUGAGAUCUUCACGACCCUAAGUCACGGCGGCUGUGUCUGCAUUCCUUCCGCGGUAGAGAGGUUGCAAGAUUUCUCUGCCGCCGUCAACAGGAUGCAGGUCAACUGGUCGUACAUGACGCCGCUGCUGUCUAGAAAAGUGGACCCGAUGCUGCUCCCCUCGCUCCAGGUGGUGUGUUUCCGGACCCGAGGGCUUGAUGAGGACACCUACAACAUUUGGCAUGGCAAGGUGAAUGUGAUCUUGGCGUACGGCCCUCAGGAGGUGUGCCCUCUGGGCAUUGCCUUUGUCGAAGCGCUCGGACCCCACCACUUCAAGAGCAUUGGCUGGCCCUUUGCUGGGAACCUGUUGAUUGUGAAUCCAGAGGAUCACAAGAAGCGCGUGCCUGUUGGCGCGGUUGGUGAAUUGGUCGUUGAAGGACCGACCAUAGGGGUCCCGUACCCGAACAGGGAGUCGACCAUGACCCCUCUGUCACCGCUGGGGCCCGCGGCCGAAGGCAAGGCGCGGUAUUUCAAGACUGGCCAUCGGGUAAGGUACACCGAGAGGGGGUUGAUGGAGUUCAUCUCGGGUUCGCGCGACGAUGAUGGCAAGGAUGGCAGGGUUGUCAACCUCACAGAGAUUGAGCAGUACCUGCGCCGUUGCCUCGGACAAGGCAUUGAUGUCGUCGUCGAGAACGUCAUCUUCCGUGGCAAAGCCAAGAACGACACCGUGCUCACCGCCUUCAUCGAGCUCGGUGACCGUCUGGGUAACGAGGAGACUCUCUCGUCGCUGAGCCCAACAACGAAGGAGCAGCUCGCCCUGGCGAAGCAGCUCGUUGAACUCGGGCUCAAGAACAGAUUCCCGCAGUCCAUGAUACCUUCGGCAUUUGUCCCCGUCAAACACCUUCCCAUCACGCCGUCACUCAAGGUCAACCGGCGACGGCUGCUCAAAAUGAUCGCCGGCCUGACUAAGGAGGAUCUGGUUGGGCUUGCUAAGGUGCCGAAUACAGCAAAUUUCCAGCAUCUGAAGCCUUUGCCAUUGACACAGAGCGAGGAGAAGAUGCGGGCUAUAUGGGCGCGAGUGUUGGGCGUCGAGGAGGCCAAGAUCUCAACCUUUGACAGCUUCUUCACUCUCGGCGGAGAUGACAUCGUCGCCGCGCAGUUGGUGGCCGUUUGCCGACAGCAGGGGAUCUCCGUAUCGAUCGCUGACAUCUUGCGAAACGUUACCCUGGCCGAGCUCAGUCAGGCGGUCACCACCGUCGACUCUCCGCACGCCCCACAGGAACAAGGCACCUCUCCCGCUCCGCCAGCGACAACACCGUCGCCCAUACCCUUGCCACCUAACGCGAUCAAGGAAGUCUUCAUCGAGAAAGUCAUUGCUCCGGGUGUUGGAGUCGACGCGAGCGUGAUCGCCGAUGCGGCCGAGGCCUCAUCGGCCCAAAUACGGUACAUCGAGACCGGCAUGCUAGGGGGUCGUACGAACAUCAACUACUUAGUCUUUAAUUUCACCGGGACCGUCGACUCCAAGAAGUUGGAAGAUGCUUGCAAGACCCUGGUGUCUAUACACCCCAUCCUUCGCACCGCCUUCGUGCCGCAUAAUCGCCGAGUAUACCAGGCCGUUAUCAGGUCUAACAGCAUCGAAUUCACCCGGCAACACUGCCAAACACGGCGGCUUGCCAACAUGCUGGACAAGGAGAUCAAGAAGGACCAGAGCACGCCUAUCCGAUUCGAGAAUCCCGUCACUAAGUUCAUAUUCCUCGACGGUGGCAAGCAGUCAAUUCUCAUCCUCCGGCUGUCCAAGGCGCAGUACGACGAUCUCUCGGUUGCCCUAUUGGUCAAGGAUCUCAAGCGACUAUACGAUGGCUCUCAGAAGCCGCCUCGGCGUCCGACGUACUGCGACUUUGUGCGCACCACCCAAGCCGCCAAUUCGCUCGGGGCGGAAGAGUACUGGCGGGCGCUGCUUGAGGGCUCGGCGGUCACGCAGGUCGUCGCUCACCCGCAGCCGUACCCGAUGUCGACAAACGUUCAGACGAUUAGCAACCCUGCGAUCUCGCUGGGAUCGCUCUCUAGCCUCGGCAUCUCCUUUGAAACCGUCCUCAAGGGAGCCUGGGCGAUGGUCCUCGCAAAUCUUUCCGCCUCCUCCGAUGUCGUUUUCGGUGAACUUGUCGACGGCCGCCACAUCAGACUUCCCGACGGGCAUUCGGUUGCCGGCGUUAUGGGGCCGACCGUCAAUGCGACCCCGGUCCGGGUCCAGUUUCCGGACACCCCGCUGACGCCGCUGAACCUUCUCCAGUACAUCCACGCACAGCGCGUGUCUGGCAUUCCUUUCGAGAAUCUCGGCACCCUGACGAUCGUGGAGAAGUGCACGCCAUGGCCCUACUGGACUCGAUUCAGCACACUGGUGCAGCACCAGUACCAAGACACCGCCAUCAACCCUUCCGAGCCGAAAUCGUUCCACCUCGGCUCGGCCUCUUGCAAGUUCACCAUCCACGAGUCCAACGCGCAGGACGUGCCGGAUAUGUUUGUGAGGUCUCUGGUGCGUCCGCCGGAUCGUGUCGAAAUCUCCAUCACGUUCUGCGCCGACCGCAUUCCCGAAAAGUUUGCCGAACACGCGCUCCGCAUGCUCUGCUCAACCGUCAGCCUGCUCACCAGCGUUAGCAUCAUGCAGCCCGUCAUCCCAUGCGGAUAUCAGUACCGGAACAUGAUCAAGCGGAUCCCGCUCCCGCCGAAGGCUGCGCACGCGGAAGAUGUGGAGUUAGCAGAGAGUGUAAUGAACUCUCUGAGCAACGAACAGGUGGAAGCCGUCCAGACAAUCAUUCAGGAUACUUGGACCUCGAUUCUCAACCCUAGAGCACUGGGCGUUCCCGAAUCCCAGAUCCACAAUGCCGCCUUCUUCGAUCUCUGGGGUAGCCUCAUUCCGGCGGCCCAGAUCACGGAGCAGCUCAACACCGAGCUGCCAAAACUUCAGCACCCGGGAGCCGACGCUAGUCUCCAAGUCACCAUGGAGGAGAUUGUCGAGAACCCGACGAUGCUGAAGCAGUUUGAGCUCAUUGCGACCAAGCUUAAGGCCUUGUCCGCCAAAGAGUCCCAGAAGGGCAAGGAGACAGAAAGGGGGGCCUGGACCGCAAAACCCCCGUCUCAUCAAUCCCACAAGAGGAAACCAAGCGGGAGUAUCUCUAUCCCGACGCCCUCCUUCAGCAGCCGCAUCCGCCGUUUUGCCAGCACCGUCGCCCGGACAGCUUCCCCACCAACCAACAACAGCAAUCACAACACAGCCGCCGUGAUUCGACAUCCAGCUCAGUCUCAACCACCGCCAACCCCGACCUCCCCGGUCGCCAUCGGUCUGGCCUCGGCCAUGGUCGCCGAUCUCUCCCCUCUUUCACCCAAGAUCAUCGGCAGCGUCAGCCCCAACAACUCUUCGGGCACCGGCACCCCGCGCACGACGCCGAGCACAAGCAACUCGAGCCCGGGCCUGCAGGUCCCCUCGGUCGCGCCGCAACUUCCCAGCCUCCCAGCGUUCGAGCCCAUCGCCGAAGAGACCGAGUCUCUGGACGGGAUGCACGGCGACAUCUCAUCGGCGGCCCCCCCGGCCGCCGCCUCGCAACCUGUGUUCCGCCAGUCCAAUCCUCCUACCCAACACGGCAUCGGCAUCGUGUUCGGCGAGCCGGAUAGCAUGACCGAGGGCAGCACCGCGAGCAGCGCGAACGCGAGCACCGACGCGACGCUCGCCACGACACUGGUCGGUAAUGGGGGGGGGGUUGCAAACGCGGGGGGGACCAUGGCCGGGGCGCCUCCGGUUCGGAGUGAGAUCAAGAAUGGCGAGAUGGAGUGGGACGGGCAGAAAGAUGGCGACCGGGACACACUGGGCCCAUUGCCGGGCGCGAUCAACGCGGCCUAUCUCGCGAAGGCGCCUGGGAAUAUGCGAGCUGCGCUCCCGAAUACCCCGUUAAUGCGCGGUGCCGCCGGCGGCGGUUCUAUUGGUACUCCUAGUAGUGUAGGCGAGGAGGGUCUGGAGGAUCUGGUCAGUCCGCUGAGUGCGGUCACGCUCACGCCUGCAAGUGCGGGUGGUGCUGGGAGGUAUCAUGCUCAGCAGCAGCAGCAGCAGUAG
Messenger RNA from Thermothelomyces thermophilus ATCC 42464, 8535 nucleotides. RefSeq names its product non-ribosomal peptide synthetase. Gene Ontology annotation, molecular function: catalytic activity. NCBI's taxonomy places the organism in Eukaryota, Fungi, Ascomycota, Sordariomycetes, Sordariales, Chaetomiaceae. The transcript is spliced from 3 exons. The coding region runs from base 1 to 8535 and encodes 2844 amino acids. The record is from RefSeq and is a predicted model, not a curated record.